Molecule: messenger RNA, 843 nt
Organism: Penicillium brasilianum
Lineage: Eukaryota; Fungi; Ascomycota; Eurotiomycetes; Eurotiales; Aspergillaceae
Source: the annotation of a GenBank genome assembly
AUGCCUACCUGCGACCAGACUGGGACGGGGAAAAUCCAGUCCAAUCCUUGGACGGGUAUAUCGACUCCCGUUUUCGUUCAUCUCGCUCAGGCAGGUGCACUUGGACGACAGCGGUCAAUUAUUAGAAAAUUGGCCGUGUCACAUUCCAACACGGGGAUUCAUGAAACACUUCUUGAACAGCUUCUCGUGCAAGCACGUGGUGUUGAAGAUGCCCUUCUCAGUUACCAGGUCCCUUCAAUCGACAGGAUAGAAGACACGGGGGAUGCGCUGACUCCUACGAGCCAUUUGCAGAAAAUGGCUCAAGUCUACAAGUUGACAGCUUUGCUCGAGAUCUACCGGGUAUUUCCAGAGCUGUUGCAGAAGCCAUCGUCAGAUGAGGUUGAUGUCUUCCAAUCGAUAUCGUUCAGAUCGAGGAUCCUUGCUAUGGCAAUCGGUAUUCUCACUACCAUAUCGACUAUCCCGGAGACCUCGGGCGUGAACGUCUUGCUAUGUCCCCCCAUGAUUACAGCUGGCAGUGCAUUACAAUCCACGGGGCCAAACCAACCAGAGUUUUCACAAGGGUCAACCCAAGGUAGUCUCUGUAGUGAUUUGAUUUCGAUCUUCAUUCAAAACGAUGCUCUCACGCGCUGGCGGGAAUUUGUACGAGAGCGAAUGAAUAUUAUUCACAAUUGCGUUGGCUUGGGUAGUGUUACUCGAGCAUUGGACGUGAUCGAGAAGACUUGGUUCAGGGCCGAUGUUCAAGUCUUUGCGAACGAGCCAGACUCAGUAGGGGAAUUUGUUCAUUGGACAGAUGUGAUGGCAGAUGAACGGUUGGAGACUAUCUUUGGGUGAGGUUCAACAAGG